This is a messenger RNA of Cannabis sativa, 1466 nucleotides long. RefSeq names its product transcription factor RADIALIS. Gene Ontology annotation, molecular function: DNA-binding transcription factor activity. NCBI's taxonomy places the organism in Eukaryota, Viridiplantae, Streptophyta, Magnoliopsida, Rosales, Cannabaceae. The coding region runs from base 635 to 871 and encodes 78 amino acids. The transcript is spliced from 2 exons. The record is from RefSeq and is a predicted model, not a curated record.
AUUCCAAGUUUAAAUUCCCCUCUUCCCAAAGUAAAAAAAAAAGUGAGAUCCACUAUAUUAUUACAUAAAAAAAAAAUUACACCAAACAAAGAGUUAUUCCUUUAAAUUUUACAUCCCACCACUUUCCCCAAUACCACAGUGCACACAAGAACUAACAUAUAAUUUAAUAUCGAGUCUCAUACAUAUUUAAUUACUAUUGUCACAUACCAUUUGGUACAUACCAUUUGGUAUUUUUGUCUUUGAAAUUGAUCCUGAUUCUUCAUUCUUUUCCUUUCUUUUUUUCACUAUGGAAAAAUUUGUUUGUCGUGCUCUCUUGUGGUUCUUAAGGAGACGGGUCACUUAUAUAUAAUAUAUUCUACCCUUUUAGAAGAUAUAUAUAUUCCUUCCUCCAACUGGCUUAACCCCACCACACACACUACACACACCCUUUUAGUACUACAACUACACUACUCCCCUUUCUUCCUGCUUAUAAGGAGCUCAAAUCCUCAUCUUUUUCUCUCAACCCAUCAUCCAUUAAUUUACUUACUUUUACACACUACUUGACCAGCUACAAAUUAAAAAGAAAAGAAAGAAAAAACACCACCCCUUUUAUUUUUUUCUUGUGUGUGUGUGUGUAGUGUUGCAUUAUAAUAUUAUGGCUUCAAACUCACUUCGUAGCUCAAGUAGUUCAUCAUGGACAGCUAUGCAAAACAAGCAAUUCGAAAGGGCGUUAGCUUUGUACGACAAGGACACACCUGACCGGUGGCUGAAGGUGGCUCGAGCUGUUGGUGGUAAUAAAUCUCCUGAAGAAGUUAAACGCCACUAUGAAAUCCUUGAAGAAGAUAUUAAGCACAUUGAAUCUGGCAAAAUCCCAUUCCCUAAUUACAGGUAGUUCUGAUCAUCUUCAAGUACGUAUCUAUAUAUAUCUAUAUAUAUUUAUAUAUAGUUAUGUUUGAUGGCAACGAAGUGAAGAAAGCUGUAGAAAAAGUUGGGUGUGUAGGAAAGUGAAUGAAGAUAAAAUUAGUUUGGUCUUCACUCAACUAAGAUUCUCUCGAUCAUGCAUGUUCCUUUUUCCUUUUUUUUUUUUUUUGUCUUUUUUCGUUUUCGUUUUUAUUGUAUUAUUUCUAUAUAUAUAUAUAUUGAUGUUGUUAAUUGUCUAGUCUAAUCUUACUGUUUAACUAUGAAAAUCAAAGGGUCGUCAUUCAAUGUAUGAACUGUUUAAUUAGUAUUUUAUAAAUUAAUAUGUAUGUUAUUAUUAUAAAAUCAUGUGUCCCCCCAAAAAAAUGAUUGUAUUAUAUACCUAUAAUGCAUGCUCUCAUGUCCCUUUCUAUAUAUACAUCCACUUUUCUUAGUCAAAGCCACAAAAUGAUAAACCUUUCAAUUCUCUAAUGAAUAAUAACCACACAAACAAAAAUAAAUAAAUGAAAUUCUAUGUACUUUAUAGUUUGUAAUAAUAACAAAUACAAUGUAAGCGAUUUUUCGUUAAC